UUAAUGGCUGCUGAGCACUGGGGCGCGCGCGCUGGCCAGCGCAACGUUGCGUUCCCUCCUCCCUUCCUCCCCUCCGUCCCGCUCGGAUCGGGCAGCCGUUCGGUGUGACUUUGCAGAGCUGGGACCCCAGAGCUUGUGCUUCUGUCUUCGUGAAAACAAGAUUGCUUUUGGGAAGGAGGGGGGGUGGGGUUGGCGAGAGUUUUGUGCAUGCCCUAGUAACUAAGAGAGGGAGAAGGACCUGCUUUCCAGCUCUGUCCCCACUUUGCACCGAGGACCUUGCAGCUUCUCCUCCAUGCUUCUUUUAGAAGAUCUGUUCCCAAAGAUUUCUGAAAUAUUUUUGAAAACCUGAGGAUCCACUCAGCUUGCCUGCAGAAUUUUCUGAACAUAUUUCUUCUGCUUAACUUUGGCCUGAAAUUACACUGAUUUUGUAUCAAGUUUUGAUGGUUCUGGACUGGUCCUCUAUAUUAAGUGCUCUGCAUUCAGCCCUUAUGUGAAUCUUUUUUUAUCAAGGGUCAGGCCUGUGGAUUGUGCCAGCUAUGGCAAGCAACAGUAGCUCCUGUUCUACACCAGGGAGUGGACAUCUCAACAGCUACCCAGUUCCUCACUAUUUCUUCUUUCCCCACAUGAUUGGAGGCCUCUCACCUCCAGGAACUCUGCCUGGAAUGCAACACCAGCUGCCAGUCAGUGGGUACAGUACACCUUCACCAGCUACCAUUGAAACACAAAGUACCAGCUCAGAAGAGAUUGUACCCAGUCCUCCUUCACCACCCCCACUGCCCCGAAUCUACAAACCCUGCUUUGUGUGUCAGGAUAAGUCAUCUGGCUACCACUAUGGUGUUAGCGCCUGUGAAGGAUGCAAGGGCUUUUUCCGUCGUAGUAUCCAAAAGAACAUGGUAUAUACCUGUCAUCGGGACAAGAACUGUAUCAUCAACAAAGUGACCCGGAACCGCUGUCAGUACUGCCGCCUACAGAAGUGCUUUGAAGUUGGCAUGUCCAAAGAAUCUGUCCGGAAUGAUAGGAACAAGAAGAAAAAAGAUGCUCCAAAGCAGGAAUGUUCAGAGAGCUACAUCAUUACACCUGAGGUGGAGGAACUCAUCGAGAAAGUGCGCAAGGCUCACCAGGAGACCUUCCCUGCCCUCUGCCAGUUGGGGAAAUACACCACAAACAACAGCUCAGAUCAACGGAUAUCUCUUGACAUUGAUCUGUGGGACAAAUUCAGUGAAUUGUCCACAAAGUGCAUCAUCAAGACAGUUGAAUUUGCCAAGCAAUUGCCAGGCUUUACCACACUCACAAUUGCUGACCAGAUCACACUCCUCAAAGCAGCCUGCCUCGACAUCUUGAUCCUUCGGAUAUGCACACGCUACACACCAGAGCAGGACACUAUGACCUUUUCUGAUGGCCUGACCCUCAACCGCACUCAGAUGCAUAAUGCAGGCUUUGGACCCCUCACAGACCUGGUCUUUGCCUUUGCCAACCAGCUGCUGCCACUUGAGAUGGACGAUGCUGAAACAGGACUCCUCAGCGCCAUCUGCCUCAUAUGCGGAGACCGACAAGAUCUGGAACAACCAAACCGUGUGGAUCAACUGCAAGAACCUCUGUUGGAAGCCCUGAAAAUCUAUGUGAGAAAGAGGAGACCUAGCAAACCUCAUAUGUUCCCCAAAAUGCUGAUGAAGAUUACAGAUCUACGGAGCAUCAGUGCAAAAGGUGCUGAAAGAGUGAUAACUUUGAAAAUGGAAAUUCCUGGAUCAAUGCCACCCCUCAUCCAGGAAAUGCUAGAGAACUCUGAAGGCAUGGAUUCUUUGGGGGGCUCAACGGGAGCGUCUUCCCAUAUCAGUAGCUUAGCUCCACCCCCACCUCCACCUCCAGGCAGCUGCAGCCCUAGCCUCUCGCCCAGCUCCAACAGAAACAGUCCUGCCACACAUUUACCGUGACCAUGCUGGACCCCUGAACUAGUUGCUUGAUCCCCUCUCUGCGCACAUCAGUCUUUUGCUUCCUGGGUCUGCCUGGACACACCUCUCAGGAGGAGCAGAGGUGGGGUGAAGGCGUAGCAGUAGGACAGGCUGUUGCUGCGGGCAUUCUCCUCUCCUUCUCUGUACCACAUCAGUCCUGCUCAGACCCACGAGGGAAGGCUGCUUAUGUUCUCCUGUACCAGCACACUAUUUCUCACUUAGCUGUUCAAACAAAACAGGGUUCUGCUUGCAAGAAAGGGUCCUGCACUCGUGGAGAGAGGCACAGAUCUUCUCUGAAGGCAGAUCAGCAAAUAGAUCCGAAGGACGGCUGCUCAAAAUUAGGAGCAAGAUUUUUUCCCCCAAAAGAAACUAGUUACAGGAGGAAAAAAUACACUUCUCUGUGGCACGUAUCCCACCCCCCCCCCCCACUCUCUUCUUCAGUCUUGUCAUGCACACAUACAUGCCUCCACAAAGGUGUUGCUUGCUUCUUGUUGCAGUGAAAACGAAGUCGUGGCGGGGGGGGGGGGGGGGAUUUCCCAGUUGAGUUUGCAUUUCGGGGAAAGGAUAUAAUUUUUUUUUAACUGCUCAAACCUUCUCUUCAUCCUCAAUUUGACUGUGCAAUCUUACCUUUGUCUCUUUUCUUGCCUCCUCCUCCUACUUGUCCACUUACAUAUGCCUAAAAAUGUCACCAGCAAUUUUUUUUAAAAAAAGAAACAUUAGUUCUUCAGUUUCUUUUUUUAAAGUACAGUAGAACAUGGAGGGAAGGAUUCAUUUAAGAAAGAAUAACUAUUAUAUAUACAAAUAUCUAUAAAUAUAUAUAAAUACAUUUGAAAAAAAAAAACUUUGUACAAGUUUGGAAUUUGAAGGGUUUCUAAAAAGAGGGUGGCAAGGAAAGGGCCAGAAAAACCAAACCAAACCACGGAGAUUCAUGUAUGGGGUUGGUCAUGCUUCUCAUUAUAGAUUCAAAACUAUUAUCUAGCCAAGUACUUGAAUUUGGUAGCCACUCUUCCAUGAACACUAUGCUGGGAAUGACUGAGAAACCUGGCUUAUUGGUAAGUAAUCAUGAGCUCAUGCACAGUUGCUAAAUAGCCAGAAAUGUACAGUGGCAAAAAAAGUUAUCACUGCAUUCAAAACUGAAUUCUUAGCUGAUCUCUUGAAUAAGGUUACAGAGUCUGCAGAGCAAGGCAUAUUUACAAAGAAAACCCACAAUCCACUGUUCUAAUUUGCUUUAGUCCUAUUUUCAGAGGAAGCUAACUGAAAGCAAUAGGACAACAUUCCUUGCUGCCAGAAUUUCCAGGAGUGCGUUUAAGUUCCAGUGUUUCCUGCAACUGUGGCUAGUAUGAGUUAAAGAUAUUUAAUUUUGGCUAGUCCUGUACUUACUGGCUGCUUUUAUUUGCAAUAUAUCUUGUUUGGAUCACUUGGAUACAAAGCUAAAAUCUCACAAUUCUCAUUUUUCAUUUCUAUUUUGGCAAAUGAAAAAUUGAGAAACGAGGGGGUUCUAAACAUUGUGAUAAAAGUGUUGUUUUGAGCAAAAUGCUUUGUUUUCUAAAGAUUGUGUGUGUGUGUGUUGUUGAGAUCUGAUUGUCUUAGAAUAUGACAUGACAUUUAAACAGAAUUGUGUAGGGUGGGAGUAGCAAAAAGAUUUUAGUUCUCAUAAAAGCACGUCCCUCAGGUUAUAACUUUAAGGCAUGUGCUCCACACUUCUCAGAUAUGUAUAUAAAGUUGUGAUUUCAUAUAAAAAGAUCCUGGUGAGUUUAAAUCCUACCAUAAUUGUUGAAUUGGAUGGGAAUGGGCUUGUGAGAUGUCUUAUGUGUGUCCCUUAAAAGAAAUGACUGCUUGGUGUAAAUGAAUUACUUUAUUCUCAGCCCUAUUGCAUUAGUGAUCAGCAAUUUAUUAAAGGGUUAAAUCAGCAGGGGUUAGCCAUAGUAAGUCAAUGGACCUUUCCCAUGGUAAGGUAAUAUACUUUUAAACAUUAGAUGCCAAGGAGUAACAAUAAAAGAAACCUGUGUUUGUUACAACUGAAAUUUCUGAAAUAUUUGGCUGGUUGCCUGGAAAUAGAACUAGACCCAUGAUAAGAUGAAUCUACAGCUUAGUUCUUAUUAUACCAAUGUGCAAUUACCUUGCACAUAGCAAAGGAUGCCUCUGUGAGGGCACUAAGCUGGAAUUUCGAUGGCACAGUGAGCUUUGUUUAGUUUAGAAACCUUUUACUAAAUAAACUACAAUUAACCAAUUGUAUGUUUUUGACAGCAGAGGCAGAAAUACUCUGCAUGACAACUCAAUGCUUGUCCAAUCAAAGUGGAGAAACAUGGUCAUAUUUAACAUAUUGAUGUAUGGAUUAGUUACAAAAACCAUACAUCAACAUUAAUGUAUGGAUUGAUUAUGAAAACGAUGUAGUACAGAAGUUUGGAUGGCCUUAUCAGAUGAGUUUGUCAAUAUUGUUCCAGGCUGAGAUUAAUAAAUAGGUUUACAAGUUAAAUAAUUAUCUAUUCGCUUUCCAAAUCAUCUACUUGAUUUAUGUUAAGAAACCAUAAAAUAUUGGACUAGAAAGGUUUUGCUUUAUCAGAACAAGACAGUUCUUACCAAAUUCUCUCCUGUUUAGAGUUGUGUGGAAUCCUUUGGAGUUUUCUUCUGAUACGUGCAGUGGCAUUUUCUUCUCCUUCUAUUGGUGUUUCUCAUAAAACCUUUUAAAGAUUGGAGGUUGACAAUCAGAAUAGUGUUUUGUUGCACAGUCAUGACAACAACCCUAAUACGGAACAGUUGUCACCUCUUGUGCUUUUGUGCUUUUACAUUUGUUUGUGCAAGGCAGACAGGCUCAAUGGAGAAGGCUUUCCAGGCUGCACCCCUUUAAUGUAAGGAUGAACAAUCUCUUUUUGUUAGGAUCUUGCUUAUCAUCUGUUAAUGUUGAAUGGACUCAGAAGAAUCACAGGGUUUAAAAUAAUCCAGUCAUGAUUCAAGUAGAUAGAGAUGGAAAUUUUGUUGCUUUCUAUUUUCUUUUUGGUGAUGGGAUUUAGGAAUGCAUUUAGAGUUUUCUGAAGUUUGUCACCCCUUAUCAGUUGUACAAUAUGAUGGGGUGGGCAUAGUGACCUAAGAAAUGUAGAGGCUACUCAACUUUGCUUUAAUGAUGCCAGCAGCUAGAACCAAGUCCAGGAAGAGAUGGAGUUCAGCAAUCCACCUAUUCACAGUGGACAUGGACAUGGGGCUAAAGGUGUUUUGUUAUUUAAUCAAGAUGGAAUAAUUUCAGCUCUGGAAACAAAGUUCAGCCCUUCCUUUAAAAACUGCAACACUUAGCACUGGAAAACAUACUUUGUAAAAGUUGGUAAAAAAUGAAAUAAGGUGUCAAUGCCUCUUUUAAGUGGAGGUGAGAAAUAUGCAGCCUGACUGGGAAUGUGCUGGGAAAGGAAAAAUAAUUUCUACAUUGUGCUACAGUGCGAUAGUAAGUAUAGCAAAUACUGGUGUCCACUCUCGUUUAGGAGAUAUCAUCUGAUUUCAGUCUAUAUAAGUCUGUAUAAGUGCUUUUGGUUUCAGCUGUUCUAAAGCCAAGCUUAGCUAAAAUUCAGUUACACUGUGCUGAAAUCUUUGCUUCUGAAGACUCAGAGGUUUAUUUGGUACACAAUAGUGUAACGUGGCUAUAGUUGCCAGUCAUUAACCAAGCUUCUUUGCCAAAUGCUGUGAGAAGGUAAAUUACCACAUAUGCAACAUCUCAUUUAUGCACAAUGCUUUUUCCCUCAAUAUAGGACCUGCAGGUAAACAAGUUUAACAUUGAGACUACAAGUGUAUCAGAAUCCAGGCUAGAGUGUAUUAGUCUGUCUUGAUUAAGCCUAUUCCACAAAAUCAAUUUAAAAAUUGGUACCUUGGUUGCUAUUUCUGUUAUUUCAAAAUCUCAUUGCCUUGGUUGAAACUGAUCCCAUUCUGUAGCAUCCUCCCUCUCUGUGUACAAAGGGAAAGAUGAUGGGGUGGUGGAAACAACAGACGGACAAAUGCUGGUUUCCUGUUGAAGGUCAGAGUGAAACUGUCAAUGGCACCCCUGCUGCUCCGCCAGGCUAGUGAGGAAAAUGCAAAGCUAUCAGGCCAGCAUUUCCCUUUCAGGACCUGAGGCUUUGAGCUUUUCCAGCUGAAAAGACCUUCAAAGUAGAUUCUUUUGCAUUGUGGCCUAGCCAGAAGUACAUUAUCUCUGUAGCCAUAAAGAAAACAAUAGCAUGGGAUUACUGUACACAAAUGUGGAAUCAAUCCAAGAAUGAUGAGAACACCCCUUAAGUCACAAAAUGCUGAUCAGUAGCCAAAGAUGGGGAGGGCUUUAAAAUCAAAGAAUUGUAAAGAGAAUUAUGGGAAUGGUUGUGAGAAACUGCCUCUGAAAUAGAGUAAACUGAAGAUUUGAACUGGAGAAUAGCUCUUUGAUGAAGGAAUGUGAUGAGCCUUACAUUUAUUUGCCUUAGAGAGAAUGGUAUUUGAAUUCUUUAUCUUUGGAAGCCUGGACCCAGUAUUUUACCAAGCUAAUGGAAGACAACGCAAAAGACCACCAGAAGAAGAUGAGAUGCACCAGCCUUUUGGCCACAUUAAAGCCAGUCUGAAUUUUCAUAAAUGGAAUUAUUCAGAAGCCACUUUAAUUAAUCUGAAGAACUGAUAGUUGCAACACCAGCUUUCUUCUAUGUGUUGUGCAGCAUUCAGUCAAGCAAAUAGCGACAGCAAAUAUUUCCCAGUAGUUUAGCAGGAGGGAAAAAAAGGCCAGAGAAACUGUUUGAGAAAAGUCAUCUGAAGAGCUGCUGCUGAUCCAUUGUGGGUGACUGAGAAUAGACUUCCUGCUAAGUAAGCGGAGACUGCAGGAGGAAUAUAAGAUAGCCAGGUUCCAGGGAGUGAGUUCACUGAGUGAACAGGGAUUAAACAGACAUUUUUUCCAAUGAAAUCUUUUAACUUUCUAAAUCAAGCACUGUACUGCACUAACCUGAGAGCCUCAGAAAGAACAAGAAAUAAAAGCUGGUUGUUAGUGAUGCUUUAGUAACCAAAAACGCAAACAAACCAAGUAGUCUACACUCAUGUCCUUCAGUGUUUAUAGCAUGCUAUUUUCAUCCCCAACCUACCUGGCAUAUGAUUGCAUUAAAUGCAGGCUUGCAACAGUUGCUUCAGACCAGGUGAAUGGGGAGUCAAAGGUUUGGAGCAAUGAUCAGCUGUAAUUCAGCCAAUAUGACAGUAGAUUAAAAAGUUUCCAAAUCUGUUUCAAUGCUUAGUGACUUAAUGGACCAAUCCAUCGAAUUUUCUUGACAAAUGAAUAAAAGUGAGGUGCCAUUCCAAUAUGUUUAUUCAACUUUCCAAACUAGCCCUAUUACAGGUAGUUUUCGACUCGCAAUGCAAUUGGGAUCAGAAUUUCAGUUGCUCAGCAAGGUGGUUGUUAAAUGAAUUGUACCCAAUUGUACAACCUUUUUGCCACAGUGGUUAAGUGAAUCUGUGGAAUUGUGAAGUGAAUCACACUGUUAUUCGGUGAAUCCUGCUUCCCUCAAUGACUUUGCUUGUCAGAAGCAGCUUGGGAAUGUUAACAAUGGCAACCACAUGACCCCAGGUGCUGCAGUUGUCAUAAAUACAUGCCAGAUACCAUGCACCUGAACUCUGAUAAGGUGAAUGUGGGGAUGCUGCAAAUUGGUCCAGUGCCAUUGCAACUUUGAAAUAUUCAUGAGUCCAGAACUACCUGUAUUUGAAAGAUUGGGUAUGCAAAUUGUGCUGGUAGGACCCAUUUACUUCUGGAGUUACAAGAGUUACCUAUAUGAUGGGCUGCUGGCAUGAGUUGUUCCUCAUAAGACCUGGAAAGAAAGGCUUUGAACUGAAUCCUGUGAGAGGUGGAAAUUAAAUCUCCGAAGUGGAAAUCUCAACUAACUUGCCUUCUAUAGGAAGACUUGGGAGCGUAAAACUUGUGGGAAAAAAAGGUGUAUUGCUGGUGUUUUCUCAAGGAAUUGCAGAUAAUUCUUUUCAAAAGCAAAUUGCAGGUUUCUUAAAUAAUAGGGGAUGUUAAUUCCACCAAAACCUACUGGUCAAAAAGUACAUUCCUAACUUUGUCACUUACAGUUUUUCCUUCAGAGAAUGGAAGAAGUCUCCAGAGCGUUUACUCUGACUUCAUACCAACUAAUAAAGAUAAUCGAGGAAGUAGAAAUAGCAGAAAUAUUGGAAAGUGGGUAUGAGAUAAUGAUAAUAUAACCAUGGAAUUCUUGAUUUUCAGGCAGUUAAAUAUAUUCAAAUUCAUAUAUUGAAUUUCAGCAAUAAUAAGUAGAAUUCUAUAGCAGGGAGAACAAAUAGAAAAGGAACUCAAAUUUAGCCUGAAUUCCUAUAAAAGGAAAUGCUAAAAGAAAAAAAAAUUACAAAUCAUUCCAAUGGGAAAAUAAAUAGGACAGUAGAAGAAACCAGUGGCGAAGAUUUGAAACAAGCAAAAGGAAAUGUACAGAAGAUGGAAAAUUGAACAUAUCACCAAGAAAGAAGACACAGAAAUGUAGAGAUGAGAUCAAGAAAGCUGAAGCUCAGUGUGUGUUUAGAUCAGUGAGGAAUAUUUCAAACAUUACAAAGGUCAUCUUUAGAUGUCUUCAAAAUAGAAGGAAAAGAAUCCACAGGCUGGCUGCUAAAUGAAGCAAAGUAACAAAUAGUCAUCUCCUAUUUUGGCUCAGGCUUCUCCAACAAGAGGUAAUUGUGAGGAGCAAGACAAAGAGGCAGGUGAGGCACGAGGUUAAAUGUAAUAAUUUCAACAACCACUCAGUAUACCUGUUUAUUUCAAACAAGUUUAAAUCUCAGGCCCAGAUGAAUUAUUGAGUUAUUAUUGGGAAGUCUUGCUAAUGUCUGAUGAACCCUCUGUAGAUGGUGUUUGAGAAAUCUUGGAGAGCUGGUAAAAUGUUAAUGAGUACAGAAAGAAAAUAGCGAUCAACUUUGUAGAUAGCACACAAAAUAUUGGGAUAAUAACGUAAAAAUUGCAUUCAAAGUGGGAUGUGCAGGACUUUGAGUCCUAAAGGCUUCAGGGAGGGAGUGGCCAUGCUUGUUGUACCUGUUGGUGUCUGCUUAAAGAAGCCACACCUUUUUGUGGAUUUGUACUCUAGCUAUGAACCCCAUGAAAAGUUUUUC
Messenger RNA from Pseudonaja textilis, 9038 nucleotides. The record is from RefSeq and is a predicted model, not a curated record. Lineage: Eukaryota; Metazoa; Chordata; Lepidosauria; Squamata; Elapidae.